Molecule: messenger RNA, 3043 nt
Organism: Lampris incognitus (smalleye Pacific opah)
Lineage: Eukaryota; Metazoa; Chordata; Actinopteri; Lampriformes; Lampridae
Gene: sema4d
Product: sema domain, immunoglobulin domain (Ig), transmembrane domain (TM) and short cytoplasmic domain, (semaphorin) 4D
Exons: 15
Coding region: 338-3016 (892 amino acids)
Biological process (GO): positive regulation of cell migration; axon guidance; positive regulation of GTPase activity
Molecular function (GO): semaphorin receptor binding; chemorepellent activity
Source: RefSeq, a predicted model, not a curated record
ACCACUUCGUGUCAAAGGAUGCCACGGACCCUUUUCGUGCAAAGACGGACAUAUUUUUGUGUCUUUUUUAUCUGGGGCAGACGGCCUCUGGGGAGGCUAAUAGACUAGCGCAUGUGAGAAGGUUAAUGCUUGCACACCCACCCCUCCCCUCCCUCUCUAUCUGCGUCGGUAUCAGGUUUGAAUGCAGCCGCUGUCCCUCGCCGCCAUGCUGAGCUGAGCGAGCGACAAAACCCCAACUUGUCACUCUCCCGUCCUCAUCUCGCCGCACGCCGACAACAAAGACAGAAUAUCGCUCGAUCGAGGAAACUUCACAGUCCCAAAAAUAACAGAGUCAAACAUGGGAUUUGGAGUACUGGGGGUUUUUCUGGGGCUACUCCUGGAGGUCUCCACCCAUGGCCCUCACACUGUUCCUCGAGUCUCCUGGAAACAUCAAGAUGUAGACCUGAUGGAGUUUUCUGAGCCAGGCAUCUUCAAUUACUCCACACUGCUGCUGAGUGAGGAGAGGGAUGCACUGUACGUUGGUGCCAGAGAGGCGAUCUUUGAGCUCAGCAAAAAGAAUGUGACCGUCAAGAACAACAAGGCUCAGUGGACAGUUGCUGAAAUUCCUAUGACGAUGUGCAUACUCAAAGGAAAAUCAAAAGAGAAGGACUGUUUAAACUACAUCCGUGUGCUUCAAGUACUGGAUGAUGAACGUCUGUAUGUCUGUGGAACACAUGCCUUUCAACCUCAGUGUGACUAUCUGUCUCUCUCAGACUUUUCUUUGGCGGGUCGAGCUGAGGACGGCCGGGGGAAGUGCUCCUUCGACCCCUCGCAGAGCUUCACUACGGUCAUGGUUGAUGGAGAGCUGUACUCGGGAACAGCUUAUAACUUCUUAGGCAGUGAACCGAUUAUCUCCAGAUAUUCCCCUUCUCAGUCUCUGCUGAGGACAGAGUAUUCAACAUCAUGGCUUAAUGAGCCCAGUUUUGUUUUUGCCGACGUGGUAAGGGAAGGGGCAAACAGCGCAGAUGGUGAGGAUGACAAAAUCUACUACUUCUUCACUGAGGUGUCUGUGGAGUACGAGUUCUUUGGCAAGCUGCUCAUACCCAGGGUGGCGCGUGUCUGUAAGGGUGACCUGGGGGGACAGCGGACCCUGCAGAAGAAGUGGACUUCCUUCCUGAAGGCCAAGCUGGUGUGUUCCAUGCCAGAGCUCAACUUCGUCUUCAACGUAGUGCAUGAUGUCUUCAUCCUGAAAGCAGCUGACUGGAGGGAAACUGUCAUCUAUGGGGUCUUCACUUCCCAGUGGGGUAAUGUCGGUCUGUCUGCGGUGUGUGCCUACAACAUGACAAUGGUGGAAGAAGUUUUCUCCAAAGGCAAAUACAUGCAAAAGGCCACAGUAGAGCAAUCUCACACCAAGUGGGUCCGUUACAAUGGAAUAACUCCCUCCCCACGCCCUGGAGCAUGCAUUAAUAACCUCAACCGUCAACAUAACAUAAGUAGCUCUCUCUACCUGCCGGACAAAACCCUGCAGUUUGUCAAAGACCACCCCCUACUGGAGGAUCCUGUUUUGCCAAUUGGCAAUAGGCCUCGUUUCAUCACCAAGGAUGUCAACUACACUCAAAUCGUGGUGGAGAGGAUCCGUGCACUUGAUGGGAAUAUCUAUGACGUUAUCUUUACUGGAACAGAUAAGGGACUCUUGCACAAGGCUGUGGUAUUUAAAGAGGAUGUCCAUAUUGUGGAGGAGAUCCAACUCUUGAAGAACUCUGAGACCAUCAAGAACCUACUGCUGUCUUUACAGACCAAGUCCCUGUAUGCUGGUUCAGACUCGGGUGUGGUCCAGUCACCUACAGCCUUCUGUGAUAAAUACCUGUCCUGUGAUGAAUGCAUCUUGGCCCGGGACCCCUACUGUGCCUGGGACCCUCACACUACUGUCUGUGUCAAUAUCUUUGAUACAUCAAACCAAGAACAUAGGGACCAAAUCCAAAGCCUGGACGGUGAUGUGGACAAGUGUCCUUCAGUGCCAGGACUCUCUGCUCAGGACUAUCAGCGUGUGACUGUGAAACCUGGGAGCUCUGCUGAGCUGCCGUGUCUGGUACACUCCAACUUGGCCCAGGUGAUGUGGAAAUUCAAUGGCUCGACACUCACUGAGGCCUCUCGCUUCCACCUAAUAGGCGAGACUGGUCUCCUGAUUUACAGUGUGGCACCGGAGGACCAGGGCCAGUACGAGUGCUGGUCUCUGGAAUGGGCCCCUGCUGCUGGGAAGAACUUCAGCCGUCAACUUGUUGGGUAUUUUCUGACUCUGAAACUCCCACCAAGACUCCCAUAUCAAGCAGUACAGACGACCACCACCCUACGGACCAGUCUGGGAACCCAAGAGAUGACUAGCUCCCAGGCCUCUGAAGGUAAUGGUAACACAGCCAGACCUCAACUAACUUCAGCUCCUGCCCCUCCCAGCUCCUCAUCCACACCCCUCUUCACCUCCCCACCCCAAACUGACUCAUCACUAACCUCAACCCCCAGCAAUACCAUCAGAUAUCAGCCAAAGCACCUUCCCCCAAGUUCCAAUGCACCCUUGCCAGAGACCAAAGACCCAGCAGCUGAAUAUCUGCAACACAACAACAGCACAGCCCUCCUUUUCCUAUUUCUCCUCUUCUUCCUUCUCUUCAUGGCUGCCCUGGCCUACAACUGUUACAUGCAGUAUCUGCCAGCACCUUGCCUAAAGCUGCGAGCAGCCCUCCUGGGUAAUAAGAAGAAUCCAAAUCAACCUGAGUACCAGGCCUGUGAGGCGGGCCUAAUAGAAAUGCCUGUGACAGAAAAACUGGACUUAACAGAGCGACCAACACAAAAUGGCAAACACACCGCCCAAAAUCAGCUGCGGGCACUCCGGGACACUGGAUAUGAGACAGAACCUGAGUGCAGCAAUGGUAGGAUCCCUUCUCACAGUUUCGGGGACGACAGCUCAUCCAAGGAGAAACCCUUUGACAUAGACUGUGAAUCUCAGCCCAUUGAGUUCGCAGAUGCAGAUGACCCUUACUGCUAGCUAGAUACCUCAAAUUUGCUCAUUUGC